Molecule: messenger RNA, 981 nt
Organism: Cylindrotheca closterium
Lineage: Eukaryota; Bacillariophyta; Bacillariophyceae; Bacillariales; Bacillariaceae
Source: the annotation of a GenBank genome assembly
AUGAACAACACAAUAAGGAAACCAGCACGAAAAAAGUACCGGAAGUCUAUCGUGUCAGCUGGACGCUGUGAAUCUGCAUCUUCGCGUUUUGAAAAGAUUGGUCGAAUUGGCGAGGGGACGUAUGGCAUCGUCUAUAAAGCUCUUGAUAGAAAAUCGAACAACAGCCUUGUGGCACUGAAGCGAUGCAUUCCGCAUCAUGAGUCAAGCGAUGGCUUUCCGUUAACAACGCUGAGAGAAAUUCACGCGUUAAAUUUGGCUGCAAGUCAUCCAAACGUUGUCGAUUUAUUAACAGUAGCUGUGUCUGACUCUGGUGUCUUUCUAGCGAUGCCCUUGGUCGGGAAUGAUCUAGCUGCAAUAUUGGACGAUCCGACAGCACAACCAUUUUCCGAGGCCGAAGUGAAGACCUUGGUGCGGCAGCUACUUAGCGCUCUGGACUUUUGCCAUGGUCAUUCUUUGAUUCAUAGAGACGUCAAGCCUUCAAACCUAUUGAUAUCGUACAAAACUGGUCUAAUGCUUGCUGAUUUCGGAUUGAGCCGCCACAUCUACAAAGGGCAGUGUUGUACAGUAAACGUCGUAUCUUUGUGGUAUCGAGCUCCUGAGCUUUUAAUGCAACGGAACUGUUCUGCCUACAGUUUUGGGAUUGAUAUGUGGGCUGUAGGUUGCGUGUUCGCUGAGUUGCUGGAAGGAUCACCGCUGAUACCUGGAACAGAUGACAAUGACCAAAUAGAAAAGAUGAUCAGAUGCAUGGGCCGGCCACCAUUGAAUUUUUUAAGCGAUCACAUCCCAAAGAAGAAAGGGAUCGUCUCCACUGGAAAUUUGUGGGAUCGUUUUGUUGAUUUGUCAAAUGAAGGUCUUCUCCUAAUGGCUAGACUUUUGGAGUACGAUUACACAGUGCGUUUGACGGCUUCUCAGGCGAUGCAGUGCGAAUAUUUCCAGGUUCAUCCUCUUCCAUCUACCAAAAUUUCCACCUUGUUGAAAUAG